Molecule: messenger RNA, 3481 nt
Organism: Equus quagga
Lineage: Eukaryota; Metazoa; Chordata; Mammalia; Perissodactyla; Equidae
Gene: PITRM1
Product: pitrilysin metallopeptidase 1
Exons: 27
Coding region: 51-3158 (1035 amino acids)
Biological process (GO): protein processing
Cellular component (GO): mitochondrial matrix
Molecular function (GO): metal ion binding
Source: RefSeq, a predicted model, not a curated record
GUGCGUCGGGAUAAGGGGUCGCGGCUCUGGUUCUGCGCUGGUCUCACGCCAUGUGGCGCUGCGCGGGCCGGGCGCGGAGAUCGCUGUGGGGGCUGAGUGGCCGCGAUGCCGGCCUCAGAGCCUGGAGGUGGAGGAGCGACACAGCCUGUGAGAGGGCGCUGUGGUAUCACGUCGGAGAGAAGAUCCACGGAUUCACCGUGGGCCAGGUAACGUCCAUCCCUGAACUGUCGCUGACGGCUGUGAAGCUCAGUCAUGAUGGCACGGGAGCACGAUACUUACACCUGGCCAGAGAGGACACCAAUAACUUGUUCAGCGUGCAGUUCCGCACCACCCCGAGAGACAGCAGCGGCGUCCCGCACAUCCUGGAGCACACCAUCCUGUGCGGCUCUCAGAGGUACCCAUGCCGAGACCCCUUCUUCAAAAUGCUGAACAGGUCGCUGUCCACCUUCAUGAACGCCUUCACAGCCAGCGAUUACACUCUGUACCCGUUUUCCACACAAAACCCCAAGGACUUCCGGAACCUCCUGUCCGUGUAUCUGGACGCGGCCUUCUUCCCAUGCCUGCGGGAACUUGAUUUCUGGCAGGAGGGAUGGCGGCUGGAACACGAGGAUCCCAGGGACCCGCAGACCCCGCUGGUCUUUAAGGGGGUCGUCUUUAACGAGAUGAAGGGGGCGUUCACAGAUAACGAGAGGAUAUUCUCACAGCACCUUCAGAACCGACUCCUUCCCGACCACACGUACUCCGUGGUCUCCGGUGGGGACCCGCUCUGCAUCCCAGACCUCACAUGGGAGCAGCUUAAACAGUUCCAUGCUACUCACUAUCAUCCCAGUAAUGCUAGGUUCCUCACUUACGGUAAUUUCCCGUUAGAACAGCAUCUGGAACAAAUUCACGAAGAAGCGCUGAGUAAAUUUCAGAAAAUUGAGCCGAGUACCGCCGUGCCAGCGCAGAAACCUUGGGAUAAGCCAAGGGAGUUCCAGGUCACGUGUGCCCCGGACUCGCUGGCCGUGGGGUCCCCCAGACAGACGACUGUCAGCGUCAGCUUCCUCUUACCAGAGAUCACUGACACCUCUGAAGCCUUCACAUUAAGCCUUCUGUCUUCACUCCUGAUCGGUGGACCCAACUCCCCCUUCUACAAGGCCCUGAUUGAAUCUGGACUCGGCACGGACUUUUCUCCUGAUGCUGGAUACAAUGGCUGCACCAGAGAGGCCUACUUCAGCGUUGGCCUGCAGGGCAUUGCGGAGAAGGACGUGCAGACCGUCCGGGACAUCAUCGACAGGACCAUCGGCGAAGUCAUCGAGAAGGGAUUUGAAGAUGAUCGAAUUGAGGCUUUACUUCAUAAAAUCGAGAUACAGAUGAAGCAUCAGUCCACCAGCUUUGGACUCGCCCUGGCCUCGUACAUCGCUUCCUGCUGGAAUCAUGACGGGGACCCCGUGGAGCUCCUGCAGCUGGGAAGUCAAGUGGCUCAUUUCAGGCAGUGCCUUAAGGAAAAUCCGAAGUUUUUGCAAGAAAAAGUGAGACAGUAUUUUAAAAAUAAUCAGCAUAAGUUGACUUUAUCGAUGAAACCCGACGACAAGUAUUCCGAGAAGCAAUCACAGAUGGAAACAGAAAAACUGAAGCAAAAGGUCAAGUCUCUGUCGGUGAAAGACAAGCAGCAGAUCUAUGAAAAAGGUUUGGAGUUACAGGCUCAGCAAAGUGAACCCCAGGACGCCUCGUGCCUCCCAGCAUUGAAGGUGUCGGACAUCGAGCCUGCCAUCCCGUUCACGGAGCUGGAGGUGGCCCUGGCAGCCGGAGACAUCCCCGUGCAGUACUGCGCCCAGCCCACCAACGGCGUGGUCUACUUCAGAGCCUUCUCGAGCUUGAACACCCUCCCCGAGGAGCUCAGGCCCUACGUGCCCCUCUUCUGCAGCGUCCUCACCAAGCUGGGCUGUGGCACCCUUGACUACAGGGAGCAAGCUCAGCAGAUAGAGCUGAAAACGGGGGGGAUGACCGUUUCUGCCCACGUGCUCCCCGACGGCUCGCAUCUGGACACCUACGAGCAGGGUGUGCUUUUUUCAUCCUUCUGCCUCGAUCGAAACCUACCAGACAUGAUGCAUCUGUGGAGUGAAAUAUUUAACAACCCGUGCUUGGAGGAAGAGGAGCGCUUCAGAGUCUUAGUUAAGAUGACCGCUCAGGAGCUGUCCAACGGAAUCCCAGACUCGGGCCACCUCUACGCGUCCGUCAGGGCGAGCAGGACGCUGACGCCUGCGGGGGACCUGCAGGAGACUUUCAGUGGGAUGGACCAGGUGAGGCUCAUGAAGAGAAUUGCAGACACGGCGGACGUCAGACCUGUCCUGAGGAAGCUCCCACGCAUCAAGAAGCACCUGUUAAAUGGUGAUGGCAUGAGGUGUUCAGUGAACGCGACUCCUCAGCAGAUGUCUCAGGCGGGGAAAGCGGUGGAAGACUUCCUCGGGAGCCUUGGCCGGAAUAGGAAGGAGCGGAAGCCCGUGCGCCCGCAUGUGGUCGAGAGACCUGUUCCUCACGGAUCCGGAGGAAGCAUGCACGUUGGUGGCUCCCAAAUCAUAAGGAAGCUGAUCACGGACCCCACCUUCAGUCCCUGCCAGAUGAAGACGCACUUCCUGCUUCCCUUCCCCGUGAACUACGUGGGCGAGUGUGUCAGGACCGCCCCUUAUGCACACCCGGACCACGCCAGUCUUAAGAUCCUGGCGCAUCUGAUGACUGCUAAAUUCUUGCACACAGAAAUUCGAGAAAAAGGCGGUGCUUACGGCGGCGGCGCGAAGCUGAGCCGUGGCGGCAUAUUCACGCUCUACUCGUAUAGGGAUCCACGUGUGACGGAAACGCUCCAGUCUUUUGCGAAGGCCGUCGACUGGGCGAAGUCGGGGAGGUUCACGCAGCAGGACAUUGACGAGGCCAAACUCUCCGUUUUCUCCGCCAUGGAUGCUCCGGUGGCUCCUUCGGACAGAGGGCUGGACCACUUCCUGCACGGCCUCUCCGACGAGAUGAAGCAGGCGCACAGGGAGCAGCUCUUCGCCGUCCACCGAGAAGGCCUUAUCGCCGUGAGCAACAAGUACCUUGGCACCGGGAGGAGCACGCACGGGUUGGCUCUGCUCGGGCCAGAGAACACGAAGAUUGCUCGGGACCCCUCGUGGAUCGUGAGAUAGCAACUCUGCUGUCCGCGGCUGAGCCUACGGGCACAUAGGCUCCGGAACGUUCAGCCUGGGCUAAAUCAAAUUUAAAAGGUCAAAAAAGACAGGUUCUUUCCAAAAAUCGUGAUCGUACAUCAUUCUUAAAAUUCUGUCUAAUGUAUUGUCUACAAGUCAGACCAGAACUCUUCCAUCUUAAAGAAGGAAGUGGAAUGAUCACGAAAUUAAUUGGAACAAUCAUGCACUAAAUGCCAGAGAUGCACAAUAUCUAAUAUAAAUGCUUAUUUUAACUUAUUUUAGAAUGUUUAUUUAAGAAACUUAAAAAUAAAAGGCAACUCUGA